Onychostoma macrolepis is the source of this 3557-nucleotide messenger RNA. RefSeq lists its product as uncharacterized. The transcript has 13 exons. The record is from RefSeq and is a predicted model, not a curated record. Gene Ontology annotation, molecular function: zinc ion binding; protein binding. Bases 48 to 3290 code for a protein of 1080 amino acids. Lineage: Eukaryota; Metazoa; Chordata; Actinopteri; Cypriniformes; Cyprinidae.
GAAACUUUAGUGCUGUUUCGCUGUACUGUGUCUCUGCAUUUUGUGAAAUGGCUGAAGCCAGGUUUUCUCAUGACCAGUUCAGCUGUUCAGUGUGUCUGGAUUUGCUGAAGGAUCCAGUGACUAUUCCCUGUGGACACAGUUACUGUAUGAGCUGCAUUAAACAUUGCUGGAAUCGAGAGGAUCAGAAGAGAGUCUACAGCUGUCCUCAAUGCAGACAGACCUUCAGACCAAGACCCACUUUAAAGAAAAACACCAUGCUGGCUGAAGUGGUGGAGCAACUGAAGAAGACUGAAUGCAAAACUGCUGUUCCUGCUGUUCCUGCUGGACCUGGAGAUGUGAAGUGUGACGUCUGUAUUGGAAGAAAACAAAAAGCUGUGAAGUCCUGUCUGGUGUGUCUGAACUCUUUCUGUCAAAACCACCUUGAACAACAUGAGAAUCUCUUCAAAGGUAAGAGACACAAUCUAAUGGAUGCCACUGGAUACCUUCAGAAGAUGAUCUGCCGUAAACAUAAUAAACUGCUGGACAUUUUCUGCCGCUCUGACCAGAGUUGUAUAUGUAUGCUCUGUAUGGUGGAUGAACACAAAAACCAUGAGACUGUAUCAACUGCAGCAGAGAGGACAGAGAAACAGAAACACUUGGGUGAUACACAGAGAAAAUACCAGCAGCAAAUCAAGAAGAGAAAGAAAAGACUUCGGGAGCUGAAAGAGGCUGUGGAGGCUCACAAGAGCUCUGCACAGACAGCAGUGGAGGACAGUGAGAGGAUCUUUACUGAACUCAUCCGCUUCAUUAAGAGAAGACGCUCUGAGGUCACACAGAUGAUCAGAGAUCGAGAAAAGACUGAAGUGAGACGAACUGAAGCACUUAUGAAGCAACUGGAGAAGGAGAUUGACCAAAUGAGGUUGAUAAAUGCUGAGCUGGAGCAGCUUUCACAAACACAAGAUCACAUCCAUUUCCUCCAGAGUUACCUGUCUCUCCCUGUUCCUCCUGGAUCUCCAGAUGUUCCCAAAAUCACUGAGAGGUCUUUUGAUAAAGUAGGAAAAUCAGUGUCUCGGCUGAGACAGAAUUUGGAGGAUUUCUGCACAGAGAAUAUUGAAACGCUAUCUGGUCAAGUGAGAUGCAUCCAGAUCAUUUCUCCCCCAGUACAUGUGAUCAAGAAAAAGCUUUUUCACCACAAUAAAACAACAAAUACUAGAGGAAGAACAGACUUUUCCUUUUACAAAUUAUCACUGAGAGGUCACAAAUUCACGCUCUUCUGCCCUCAGCUCGCGUUUUCGUGGAGGACCAAAGAACAAACAGAGCCCUUCAUACGUCUCCGAGCUGAAAAGGACAGUCUCUUCACAGGGGGAAGGAACUCUGCCCUGAAUGGCCAGGGGACAGAUGAUGGGAAACCAACUGCAGCAACCUGGCCCUGGUUUGUGCUAAUGGAUGAGGUAUUAGGGCAAUCUGCUUCAGUGUCACCCCCAGUCCUAAUUUCCUCCAUCCAAGAAGACAAGGCAGGAACAAGCUCAGUUGUGCUGGAAGACGAAGGGACAGAGACAACAGACAAGAUGGAGAAAAGAGGCAAGAAAAGAGGGAGCUGUGUUGUGUCUCUGUCUGUGAGUGCAUGCAGUGAAAUGGCUGAAGCAAGUGUUUCAGCAGAGCAGUUCAGCUGUUCAGUGUGUCUGGAUUUGCUGAAGGAUCCAGUAGCCAUUCCCUGUGGACACAGUUACUGUAAGAGCUGCAUUACAGACCACUGGAAUCAAGAGGAUCAGAAGAGAGUCUACAGCUGCCCUCAGUGCCGACAGACCUUCAUACCAAGACCAGCUUUAGGUAAAAACACCAUGCUGGCUGAAGUGGUGGAGAAACUGAAGAAAACUGAAUUCCAAACUGUUCCUGCUGGACCUGGAGAUGUGGAGUGUGACGUCUGUAUUGGAAGAAAACACAAAGCUGUGAAGUCCUGUCUGGUGUGUCUGAACUCUUUCUGUCAAAAUCACCUUGAACAACAUGAGAAUCUCUUCAAAGGAAAGAGACACGAUCUAAUGGAUGCCACUGGACGACUACAGAAGAUGAUCUGCCAGAAACAUGAAAAACUGCUGGACAUUUACUGCCGCACUGACAAGUGUUGCAUUUGUGUGCUCUGUGUGGUGGAUGAACACAAAAAACACAAAACUGUCUCAAGUGCAGUGGAGAGGGCCGAGAAACAGAAACACUUGGUUCAGACACAGAGAAAAUUCCAGCAGCAAAUCCAGGAGCGAGAGAAGAAGCUUCAGGAACUGAAAGAGGCUGUGGAGGCUCACAAGCGCUCUGCACAGACAGCAGUGGAGACCAACGAGAGGAUCUUUACUGAGCUCAUCCGCUCCAUUGAGAGAAGACGCUCUGAGAUCACACAGACGAUCAGAGAUCGAGAAAAGAUUGUAGUGAGUCGAGCUGAAAGACUCUUGAAAGAACUAGAGCAUGAAAUUGAUCAACUAAGGAGGAGAAAUGCUGAGCUGCAGCAGCUUUCACAGACACAUAAUCACACCCAUUUCCUCCAGAGUUUCCCGUCUCUCCCUGUUCCUCCUGGAUCUCCAGAUGUUCCCAGCAUCGCUGAUGGUUCUUUGGAUGUUGUAGGAAAAUCAGUCUCUAAACUGAGACAGAAACUGGAGGAUUUCUGCAGAGAAGAGACUGAAAAACUCGCUGGAAGAGUGAUAUGCAUCCAGAUCAUUCCCACCCCAGAGUAUGAGAGCAGGAAAGACUUUCUACAGUAUUUCUGUCAAUUUACUCUGGAUCCAAACACAGUGCAUGAACACCUCAAUCUGUCUGAGGGGAACAGAGUGGUGACUUACAGUAGAACACACCAAGAGUGUCCUGAUCAUCCAGACAGAUUUAGUUUUUGGCCACAGGUGUUGUGUAUUGAGAGCGUGCGUGAACGCUGCUACUGGGAGGUUGAAUGGAGUGGUGAUUAUUGUGUGUGUAUAUCAGUGUCUUAUCAGAGUAUAAGCAGAAAGGGAUGGGGUAAUAAGAGCAAAUUUGGAAGUAAUGAUCAGUCUUGGUGUUUAAUCUGCUCUCCUUCCAGUUACACAUUCUGUCAAAAUAACCAGCAGACUAAACUCUCUGUAGUGUCCAGCUCCCGUAGAAUAGGAGUGUAUGUGGAUCGCAGUAUUGGCAUUCUGUCUUUCUACAGCGUCUCUGACACAAUGACCCUCAUCCACAGAGUCCAGACUACAUUCACUCAGCCUCUCUAUCCUGGGUUUAGGUUUAUUUUUCCAUUUGUGUACAGAUUAUUUGGAUCAGCUGAAUAUCCAACAGUGAAACUGUGUGAUAUAAAAUAGAUGGUCCAUGGAUUCAGCACAUGCUGAAUUGCCUAAAAUAGUUAAUGGGAUUUGAAAGAUGUUGCUGCUUAGUAACAAUACACACUUGUUGAUGUAACAGAUUUGAUUAGAUCGAAAAAAGAUAAGAGUAAAGAGCUUCAGAUCUUCAGUAGGACUCUACCCCUCAUAUAAUAAUGCAUUUACAUUUAUGUGGGAUUGCUGCAAUAUUUUAUGCCUGUACACGUCACGUGUUUACAUUUCUGUAAUAUGCAACCUGAAUUCCGGAAA